Messenger RNA from Ceratina calcarata, 1183 nucleotides. RefSeq lists its product as uncharacterized. Lineage: Eukaryota; Metazoa; Arthropoda; Insecta; Hymenoptera; Apidae. The coding region runs from base 461 to 1024 and encodes 187 amino acids. Gene Ontology annotation, biological process: tail-anchored membrane protein insertion into ER membrane. Gene Ontology annotation, cellular component: GET complex. The transcript is spliced from 4 exons. The record is from RefSeq and is a predicted model, not a curated record.
CUCGUUGGUUUGAUUGAAGAUUGAACGAUUGAAGUUGCUACUGUUGCUAGUCGCUAUCAGUAAAACAAGUGAUGGUAACUGGUAACAGGGGGCGUUGAUUUCGUAAACUUUCACUGUGAUGUAAAAUAACCUCAGAGAACUGUAAGUAAAAAGUGAACAAUAUAUACGUUUCACAAAAUACUAUACGUUAAUUAAAAGCAAAUUCUAACAAGAAUCCUUUAGGAUAUUACACGAUGUAACAAUACUUGUUCUUCAUCGAACUUCCUAUUUCUCCUUUCUAAAGUGUUGUAUCAUUUGGUAUUUACAUACUGCAUCAAUAACUUCAUCAAUUUUGUUUUCCUGUCACAAAUGUGAGGAGAAAAAUAGAUCCAAUAGUGAUAAUUGACACUUCAGUAUACAAACUGAAAUUAUUUAUGCAAUUAUUUACAUGGACAAAGAAGUAAAAAGAUAUAACUAGGAGAUGGAUGAUAUCAAAGCCAAGAGAGAUGCCAGAAGGAGGCGAAUUUUAGAGAACUCUGAAAAACGAUUAUCAAAAAUCACUGGUAGGGAAGACAACAAUGAACUGAAAUCCACAAAUUUGAAUUUAUCUAGUCCACCAUUUGAACCUAUAGAUACAGAAGAAACUUUAUAUACAAAUGUAAAUGGUCAGAUACCAGGUCUUCACAGUACUUCGAGUAAGGUGAAAACAUUACCCCCCAAAUUAUUGACAAAUCGUAUAAAUUACAUAUUAUUAGCCAUUGUCGUCAAUAUUUUACUUUUACUGCAAUUGGAUCACUUGUUUGGAAAGACCAUCACAAUUCCAUAUUUUCCAAUAAUGUUGGGACGCCUAUACAAUUAUAGAGACGCUCGAGAAAUGCAAGAAAAUAAUCUACUGUACGCGGCUCUCAUUUUAUGCAACAUAAAGCCUGAAUUGACAUAUCAAUUGAAAAAACUGGUGACAAUAGUUCAUAUGAUAUUUGGUGAUUUAGCUUUGUAUAUUUUCAGUUUUACACUCAUACAUUAUGGACUUCUAUUAUUCACAUAAUACAAACAUUCCAACUAUUUGAAGCCCUGCAUCCAAAGCAUUAAAUUUUAUAAAUAAAAAGUAAAAAUGUGUAUAUAAAAUGAAUAUUUUAGUGAGACGAAUGGAAGGCUCCGAAAUAUCUGAAGAUCUGAUGUUUCAUAAAAUAAGAUUUGCAAAUGA